Rubroshorea leprosula is the source of this 1289-nucleotide messenger RNA. The record is from the annotation of a GenBank genome assembly. Lineage: Eukaryota; Viridiplantae; Streptophyta; Magnoliopsida; Malvales; Dipterocarpaceae.
UCUGACUAUUUCUUGAGUCCCUAUGACUUUGAUUCCAAACAUAAGAUAAGUAAAUAACUGGGUAGGAUUCUUGGAAAAUAAGACCUAAAAAACUAACUCCUAAAGAUCCUAGAAUGACCGAAAUGUGCCCAAAUUAUAUUUUACAAAGAAAACCUAAAUCAUGAAACUGAAAUUAUAUUAAGUAAUAAAAUAGAACCCUAAAUUGCUAAAAUUAAAGUUGCUCAAUGUAGAUUCUGAAUUAUCAAGGCUGUAUCAAUCUUUGAUUUCACAUCUAUUAACUAUAUGUUUUGUAAAUAUAAAGGCUAAAUAUAAAGGAUGCCUAUAAUUGACAAAUUUAAAGACAUGGGAACUGUUGUAAUGGGAAAGGUUGAAUCUGAUACCAUGCGUGAGGGUGAUUCCUAAUUGGUCAUGCCAAACAAGGUGCUUAGUCUUUCACCUAAUUUCUUUAUUUGUUUAUUUAUUGUUUAACUUCGACUCUGAAGUCCAAGAUGCAUGGAUGGCAGGCUCAAGUGAAAGUUCGUGUGAUUUACUGUGAUGAAGAUAAGGCUAUACGUGCUGGACCUAGUGAAAAUCUGCAGGUUAAGUUAUCUGGAAUUGAAGAAGAGAACGUAUUAUCUGGUUUUGUCUUGUGUAGUGUUGGUAAGUGCUUUAAAGAUUGUAAAAACUGAACGUUCUCACGUUUGAUCCCCUAAAGAGGAAAUUAGAUUAUAGAAAGUGGAGUUAAAAGGUAAAUAGUAGGAUAAUUUACAAAUUUGUUUGCAGAAAUAUUUCCAUUCUUUUGUAGUUUUUGAUAGCAAUGCUGGGAGAUCUUGGCCUCACCAUCCCUUUCUAUACUUAUUUUUUAAUUUUGAUUCUGAUGUGUUAUUUGUGAUUUUGUUUUAAAUCUUGCUGAAUUAUAUCCCCCCUUUUUUUUUCUUUUUUACUCAGCAAAACCAAUACCAACAGUCACUGAAUUUACAGCCCAGCUGCAGAUCCUUGAGUUGCUUGACAAUGCAAUAUUUACAGCUGGGAGCUCUCUUGCACAUUCAUUCUGUUGUUGAGGAAUGUGAGAUUGUUGAGCUGCUACAACAAAUUGAUCUCAAGACAAGAAACCCAUGAAAAAGAAGGUUCUAUUUGUUAAGAGUGGUGCUGUUGUUGUUUGCCGCAUGCAGGGGAACAACUUGAUUUGUGUUUGAGAGAUUCCCAGAUUUUGCACAACUUGGAAGGUUUACUCUUCGAACUGAAGGAAAAACAGUUGCAGUGGGAAAAGUCAUGGACAUUCCUUCAAGUGCCAGUGCAUAAAAAGGUUU